GUUUAUUCAGUCAAUUUAAAAGGUCAUUGCUCGGAACCAUUGUUGGGGGAAGGAUUUCCGUGUGGGACAGCUGAGUGCCAAGAUGGGGGACGUCCCAGACAACGCACCUGAUCACUGCCCGGGUACACAGAGUGACCAGGCUGGAAAGUCCGCACCAUGUCAAGGUUGUCCAAACCAAAAGCUUUGUGCUUCUGGAGCCACGAAGACACCAGACCCUGCCAUUGCAGAGAUUGGGGUGAAGUUGUCUAAAGUGAAGCACAAGAUCCUUGUCUUAUCAGGAAAAGGAGGUGUAGGGAAGAGUACGUUCAGUGCUCAUCUGGCUCAUGCUUUAGCAAGCGAUGCAUCGAAGGAGAUUGCUCUGCUGGAUGUAGACAUCUGUGGUCCAUCAAUUCCACGGAUCAUGGGCUUGGAGGGUGAACAAGUACAUCAAAGUGGUUCUGGUUGGUCUCCUGUGUACGUGGAGGACAACCUUGCUGUCAUGUCAAUUGGAUUCCUGCUCAGCAGUCCUGAUGACGCUGUCAUAUGGAGAGGGCCAAAAAAGAAUGGAAUGAUCAAGCAGUUCCUGAGGGACGUAGACUGGGGAGAACUGGACUACCUGAUUGUGGACACUCCUCCUGGCACUUCCGAUGAGCACCUCUCUAUUGUCCAGUACCUGAGUGCCACUAAUGUUGAUGGUGCUAUCAUCAUCACCACUCCGCAGGAAGUGUCCCUGCAGGACGUGAGGAAAGAGAUACGCUUCUGCCAAAAGGUCAAGCUACCAAUUAUCGGCGUGGUGGAGAAUAUGAGCGGCUUUGUGUGUCCUAAAUGCCAGAACCCGUCACAGAUCUUUCCUCCAACCACUGGCGGUGCUGAGAAUAUGUGCGCAGACCUAAGUCUGCCCCUGCUGGGUAAAGUACCGCUUGACCCCAGGAUUGCACGGAGCUGUGACGAAGGCACAUCUUUCCUCAACAAAGUGCCUGACUCUCCUGCUACCAAAGUCUAUUUGAAGAUUGUGCAGAGUAUCCAGGACUAUUGUUCCAACCAUCUUCAAGAAAUCCAAAGCAUCAGUUGAUCCAUCAUGUUGGAGCAGAGUUUAUUUUGGCUCGCAAUUGAGGAAAAACAAUAAAGAUGUUUCUUAAAGCUUCAACAGACAAGCUUAACUCGUAAUAACUAGUCACUAGAAAACUACAUUUGCUCAAUCUGAGGAUGAAACCCGAUUUGUUUUUCACUGGAUUAAUAAAGAGAUUCAACACCGUGGUGCAGUUGGCGUCAUAACACUGUCAUCGAUGGAUUGUCAGUCUGGUUUGUUUCGGCAGACACCCGGUUGGUAACCUAUACAGUAUGUGCUGGCAGGGUUGGGAGAAAAACCUGCACUGCCGCCCUUUUGGGGAUCCAUUUGUUUGGGAGCAGUACGUAAUUUAGAAGAAAAUGUGAAUUGAUAAGCCCCUUAAUGGCUCAAGUGAUGUAACCAACAUUGUUCUUAAGAUGAGAAGAUAGAACUGAUCCACAAUACAUGCAUUGC
Synchiropus splendidus (mandarinfish) is the source of this 1501-nucleotide messenger RNA. It is a transcript of the gene nubp1, whose product is annotated as nucleotide binding protein 1 (MinD homolog, E. coli). Gene Ontology annotation, molecular function: ATP-dependent FeS chaperone activity; 4 iron, 4 sulfur cluster binding; ATP binding. Lineage: Eukaryota; Metazoa; Chordata; Actinopteri; Syngnathiformes; Callionymidae. Gene Ontology annotation, biological process: iron-sulfur cluster assembly. The record is from RefSeq and is a predicted model, not a curated record. Bases 83 to 1051 code for a protein of 322 amino acids. Gene Ontology annotation, cellular component: cytosol. The transcript is spliced from 10 exons.